AAUAAAAAUUCUGAUUUUAAUUGCAAGACAAGUGGCAAAUAAGACUACUUUCUACAGUGCAUUGCUGGAGUAAAGCUAUAGACUUAGGGAAGAGAGGUUGACUUGUCUUCGAGCAAGAUUAGUAGGUGAUCACAGACAGUUUGGUAAAAGAACUAUGAACAAGAAGGAAUAUUCACCAUUAAUCGAGUCGUCAGAAACCAGCUCCRAAGACUGCCUCCAAGCAAACAAGUAUCAACUAUACAAGAGGCGAUGGUAUAUUCUCUCUGUGUAUACAGCAAUCGCUUUGAUUUGCAACUUGACUUUCAAUACGUGGACACCGAUAUCUGAACCUUGUAAGAUUAUUUUUGGAUGGAAAAACUGGCAGGUUAUCUUUAUAACUAGUUGGGCUCCAUUGUGUAUGCUUGUAAGUGCUGGACCGUCUAUAUGGAUGAUGGAUAAAAAAGGUCUGAGAGCUUCAGUCAUAUCAUGCGCUUUCCUACUGACUGCUGGCAAAGUAUUCCAAGUUAUUCCAUCCAGUGAUCCACUAGCAAGAACCAUCCUGUUAAACACUGGUCAAUGCAUCUCUAUGUUGAGCAUUCCUGUCGGACUAGGAGCACCUCCAUCGAUCUCCGCAACGUGGUUCCCUCCAAAAGAGCGUACAACUGCAACAGCUAUCUCAACACUAGUGGCAUACUUUGGUCUUGCUUUAGGUUUUAUAGUUGGUCCAAACAUGGUGCGAGUAGAGACAAUACCUUCAUCAAUACAGAAAAGCAUUGUCACUAACCACACGGUAUACGACAUAGACGAAAUGACCACGAACCUAUCUGAGUACAUGGGCAUUCAGUUAGGUAUAAGUGCACUUUUAUUGGUCUGUGUGUUGGUGUAUUUUCCCGACGAGCCACCUUUGCCUCCCUGUGCGACAUCAAGCAACAGGGUACACGAACCUAAACAAGAAUUCAAGACUUUGAUAUCUGAUUACCGUUUUCUUUAUCUGGGGUUUCUUUUUGGCAUUAGUUUUGGGAUCUACUUUGGGUGGCUUGGGUUGUUAGCUUUAGCUGUUCGACCAUUCGGGAUUAGCGAGUCUUUGGCUGCUUGGAUUGGAACUGCUUCUGUGGUGGCUGGGAUCUUCUCUGAUUCUAAAUAG
Actinia tenebrosa (Australian red waratah sea anemone) is the source of this 1123-nucleotide messenger RNA. Its product is annotated as solute carrier family 49 member 4-like. Gene Ontology annotation, molecular function: transmembrane transporter activity. The record is from RefSeq and is a predicted model, not a curated record. Gene Ontology annotation, biological process: transmembrane transport. Gene Ontology annotation, cellular component: intracellular membrane-bounded organelle; membrane. NCBI's taxonomy places the organism in Eukaryota, Metazoa, Cnidaria, Anthozoa, Actiniaria, Actiniidae.